Messenger RNA from Rangifer tarandus platyrhynchus (Svalbard reindeer), 693 nucleotides. The record is from the annotation of a GenBank genome assembly. NCBI's taxonomy places the organism in Eukaryota, Metazoa, Chordata, Mammalia, Artiodactyla, Cervidae.
AUGAGGGAGACCCCAACAGGACGCUUGAACCACAAUCUCAGGACCCCCACCCAGGGAGCUCCAGCCACAGGCACAGCUCCCCUGGCCCUCCCCCCCGCCCUUCCCUCUUGCCCAGGGCCUCCCAGCCACCCAGCAGAUUACCUCGAACCCAUCUCCAGCUCUAGGGGGCCGUGUGCCAGCCUCUCUGACCAGCCCACCUUGAGGUCUGGCUUCAAUCUCCAGGAUCAGGGUGAGGCUGCCCCUUCUCCAUGGGCCUGGGUCUCCUUCUCUGGUCAGGCAGCCAUGUGCUCCAAAACCAAAUCUGGGCAGGUCAGAGGCCAAGACCCCACCCAGAAUGAGAGCAGGGACCACCCUCGUCAUAGGGGUCAGAGGUCAGGAUUCCAGGUUGAGAGCAGGGACCAUUUCCAUUUUGUGAUCAGAGGCCAGGACCCUGAGAUGAGCAAGGACCAGCCCUUUGUUGGGUCAGGCCAGGACCCCAGGGUGAAAGUAGGGACCAUCUCUAUUUUAGGGGAUCAAGGCCAGGGCCCAAGGAUGAGAGCAGGGACCACUCCAGUUCGGGGAGGUCAGAGGUCAAGAUCCCAGGGUGAGAGUAGGGACCACCCCCUUGUGGCCAGAGGUCGAGAGCCUUCCCUCAGUUUGCCCCCAUAUCCCACCUCACCCCCAAGCCCUCAUGCGGCCAGCAGGGGUCCCUAG